Laccaria bicolor S238N-H82 is the source of this 402-nucleotide messenger RNA. RefSeq lists its product as uncharacterized. Bases 1 to 402 code for a protein of 133 amino acids. Lineage: Eukaryota; Fungi; Basidiomycota; Agaricomycetes; Agaricales; Hydnangiaceae. The record is from RefSeq and is a predicted model, not a curated record. The transcript has 4 exons.
AUGGAAGAAUCUCUUGAGAUUUAUAAACUACGUCUUGAACACAAGAGGUUUUUUGAGGACGCCGAACAGGAACGCACGAGCAAAGAGAAGUUGAGGGAGGAGUUGGUAACGGAGAUUCAACGUCGUGCCGAUGCAGAGAAAACGAUCAGGGCGCUGAAGGAUGAGAAUAUGAAGCUCAGACUAGAAUUAGAGAGAUCUCAGAGAAUUGAGAGGGGACGGGAGGUUGAAGCAAAGGGUUUGUCCGCGGAAACAUCUUCCAAGAAGAUCGUGGAGACAAGCAACACAAUGGACAUCAUUGAGAUCUUGGACAGCGAAGAUGAUGAGGCAGAAAACACCCCUCCCUGCCAAAUCCUUCAAAAUGUUGUCUUCUUCCAUGCCCCCGAAGAAAUCAGGCUUGUCUGA